AUGAACGAAGAAAAAGUGCCAUUAUUGGGGCCAGGACCUUCCAGGAGACCUAUCAAAUUUGAUGAACCGGAAUCGUCCGGUAGCUCAGAUUCUUUAUCUGUUACAUUACAAUCGAUCGAAGCAAAAUCCUAUGGGACCAGUUUAAGUUUUGCAGGAAAAAUUGUACAAAUAGAAGACAGAAUCACCUAUACUUGGAAUAACAUCAAUGUGUUUGUUAAUUGCGGUGACAAAUCCAAGAGGAAAUUUUUGUGUUUUGGUAAAAGAACAGACGUUGGUGAAGAGAGAAAACAUAUUUUAAGAAAUGUGAAUGGAAUAGCGUACCCAGGAGAACUUUUAGCUGUAUUAGGAUCAAGUGGUUCUGGAAAGACCACUCUUUUGAAUGCUUUAACUUACCGGUCUUCUAAAGAAAUAACAAUAACUGGUACAAGAUGCAUUAACGGGGUGCCAGUAAAUUAUAAAAAAUUAACCGGUCUAUCGGCAUACGUUCAGCAAGAUGAUUUGUUUAUACCAACAUUGACUGUUAAGGAACAUCUUAUUUUUCAGAUGAAAAGAGUUGAGGAAGUUAUAUCAGAGUUCGUUCUAAAGAAAUGCGAACAUACUCAAAUAGGUUUUACAGACCAAGGUGGACUCUCAGGAGGAGAAAAAAAGCGACUUUCUUUUGCAGCUGAAGUUUUAACUAACCCCGUUUUGAUGUUUUGCGACGAACCCACUUCAGGUCUAGAUUCUUUUAUGGCUCUCAACGUACUACAGGCUUUAAAAAACAUGACACAAACAGGAAAAACCGUCAUUUGCACCAUUCACCAACCUAGCUCUGAGCUGUACGCUAUGUUUGACAAACUGAUGUUGAUGUCUGAAGGACAAGUGGCAUUUUUGGGGACAUCAGAAGAGGCUGAUCUGUUUUUUCGAAGUUUGCAAGCACCAUGUCCAAGAAAUUACAACCCAGCAGAUUAUUAUAUUCAGUUACUGGCUGUAGUACCAGGAAGAGAAGAGUCAUGUAGACAAGCCGCGGCUUUGAUUUGUGAAAAAUUUUACAAUUCUCCAAUUGGCAUAAGACAAUUUGUUGAGUCAGCUGUUAUUAGCACUCCAGAUACAGACACAUUAGAUACAAUAUGGUUUACUGGAGAGAACAAGUCGCCCUACAAAGCAUCAUGGUGGACACAAUUUCGUGCUGUGUUGUGGAGAUCUUGGUUAAGUUUGAUGAAAGAUCCUUUAAUUAUCAAAGUUCGAACUUUUCAAACCAUGAUGACGUCUUUACUAAUAGGUUUAAUUUACUAUGGACAAGAAACGAAUCAAAAUGGCGUAAUGAACAUAAAUGGAGUUUUAUUUAUAUUUUUAACUAAUAUGACUUUCCAAAAUGUAUUCGCAGUUAUUCAUGUUUUCACAUCUGAGAUGAUAGUUUUUCUUCGAGAACAUAGAAACGGAAUGUAUCGAACAGAUGUUUACUUCCUGAGUAAAACGUUAGCAGAACUACCAUUUUUUAUCAUAUUGCCAGUGUUGUUUACAUCCGUUUGCUACUAUUUAAUUGGUUUAAACAGCAAUGUUUACAGGUUUUUAAUAACUUGUGGAAUUGUUACUUUAGUAGCUAACGCUUCUUUGAGUUACGGUUAUCUGGUAUCGUGCGUUUCUAGUAACACAUCGGUUGCACUUACAAUUGGAGCACCAAUGAUAAUACCGUUUUUAUUAUUUGGGGGUUAUUUUAUGAAUAUAAAUUCUAUUCCUAUAUACUUUCGUUGGUUAUCGUAUCUAUCAUGGUUUAAAUAUGGAAAUGAAGCUCUGAUGAUCAACCAAUGGGAGGAUGUAACUGAAAUUGAUUGUGGUCAGAGUACAGUGUGUCCAAGAAAUGGCCAUGUUGUAUUGGAGUCGUAUAGUUUUAAUGAAGAAAACUUCGCCAUGGACCUCAUUUCGCUCGUGGUCUUAAUAAUAUUAUUUAGGUUUCUAGCGUUUAUGGCACUAUUAAGAAAAACCUGUCAAAAAUAA
Messenger RNA from Psylliodes chrysocephalus, 1977 nucleotides. The record is from the annotation of a GenBank genome assembly. Lineage: Eukaryota; Metazoa; Arthropoda; Insecta; Coleoptera; Chrysomelidae.